AUGGGUCACUUGCUUGGAGCAGGGUGGUUUUUCAUCCUUAUAGUGAUAACAAAUAUAGAGGCUCAGAAGAAAACAUUAAGCAUCAGCUCAAGAUGUCUAGGAAAUGUCAUGCGUUUGGAUGUCGGCCCUCUUGGAGGAAACCUUCUGGAAGUGGCAGCGGUUGUGAAUAACACUGCCAUUGUUUUGACACCAAGCUUGGCAGCUCAGUGUGGCUUCAGCAUUAAGAGGGCUCAUCUGGGGAAUGUUGUGAUUUAUGCCUCCCUUCAAAACAGUUUUGCACAGAAUGUGGAUGACAACAUUUUCACAACAGCACUGCAUCUUCGGUUGUAUGGAAACCUGCUUGACGAGGAUGAAGUAUAUCAGGUGGUUGAAACCUGCCAGUACCCUGCCUGGGCUGCAAGGGAAGUUAUUUGUGCGACCAACUACAUGGAGGUGUCUGUGAAAAGGGCAGUUCCUGGUGAUUAUGUUCUGCCUGACCAUCCCAUGCAGCAGACCAGCUCAAAGUCUAUUCAUUCUCGCAGAAGUGCAGAGAAAGUCCCUAUUGAUGCUGGCUUCAGAAUCUCAACAGUUGUGUUCUUCACCCCUGAAGGGGAGAGGGUUAUGAGUGUCGCUGAUGCCCAGAAAAGUGGUUACGGGAUUGGAAAUACUCCUACGAGGCUUGUACUGAGAAGUCCAAUGACUGCAGCAGACACUUACACCCAUAAUGUUGCUGGGGUAUCCAUGAGGGUCCUUAAAAUGUCCACAAUCUUUGAAAAGACGUGGCUGGCAACUCAAAUUGACGCAGCAGCUGCUUGUCCAGCACAGGAGGGUAGCGUGUUCUUCACCUCAAACAUGAUCACCUGGUACCUGCCUAGGCAGCUGGUCCCAAUGAUUUCCUCUGACCACUACAAUCUGUUGGAAGUGCACUUUGGACUCAAUGGUCAAAGGCUCACCCCUGCAGAGAUGCAGGCCCAACAGUACUCUGUAUCUGUCAAUGAGCACUACAUAAUUGCGCAGAUUCCCUUUGGUGCUGCUGGUGGCUACUUUAGGAGUCAUGUUAACGUGCAGACCAACCAGUACUUCAUAUCUUAUGUGAUUGACCCAAUGCUUGAGUUGCUCUGGACAGAGGAUGCAAAGCUUGAGCACACAAGAUACAAGGUCCUUUUCCACAUUGCAUCAAACCUAAUUAACCAACCAACACAACUUGUUGAUAAUACAGUUCCUGCAGAGAAAAUGUUUAAGAUGGUGCUUGGCCACUUUGCUCUUGACGUAGUUCUAGUAAACAUCACCUUCUCCUCCGGUGUUUUGUCCAUAACUGACUGCAAUGCUAGAGGUAUUAACAUCCUGGAGCACAUGUCUUCAAACGGCAGCAUGAAGGUCUUCGUUAUUCAAGUGCCCUUCACAGACCCUGUUGUAUCUCAAAUGAAAAGGCAUGGUGCUGCCACUUACUCCCUCCGUAUGACCUUUGGCUUGCUUGUGUUGGGUACAUUUCUUCCGUUUUCUCACACUGGAUACCUGGAAACUAAUCUAGAAGAGAUGGCCUCUCCCUCAAUCACAGGUGGCUGUGAUCACCACAACUUCUACAUUCUUGUGAAAUACGGAACACCAGGCUUGAACUUUGAGACCACUAUAGGAAAUCGCAUGAUGACCCCUACUCUGGCUCAACAUUACAACUACAUAGAUAAUGGAACACACUUCAGCCUUGUAGUACCUUUUUCAUCACCUGACGUUGUGCCAACGGCUAUUGGCGCAUCUUCCAUAAAGAGCAGAAUCCAUAUGGCUUUGAGUAAUCCAGAAACAAAUGCACAAAUGACAGAGUUUGGUCUGACGUGUGACUUUCCCUCAACACUGACUGAAUGUUUCCCAAAUGGAACGAUGACUACUCUGGCUGUAAAACUGGAGUCUGUUCCCCAGCUGAACCCCAGUCACCUCAGGCUCAUAGACCCAACUUGUGGCCCUGCUUAUGCAAAUGACCACAUCGCUUAUUUUGUCUUCACAGUGAAUUCCUGUGGAACUACUAGAAAGUUUUUGCCCAAUGCCAUGCUGUAUGAAAAUGAGAUCUCACUGCCAGAAGGACCUGCAAUAAAUAUUGACUCGAAUGAACCAGAAUAUCAAUUGAAGGUAUCUUGUUUCUAUGACAUCAACACAAGCCAUGCUGUGGGGUUCCACACUAGACCUCGCAGAAGUGAACCAUAUGCUGAGAACUCAAAGGGCCAACUGCAUGUUGUGAUGAGACUCGCCUUGGAUGACUCCUACAAAAAGUUCACACAGGCUGAGGACUAUCCUGUUGCAAAAUAUCUGCAACAGCCACUGUAUUUCGAGGUGGAGUUGACUUCUACAAACCCUCAAGUGUCACUGGAGCUGGAGAACUGCUGGGCAACACAAGAUGAGAAUAGGAUGUCACAGCCCAAAUGGAAUCUAAUCAUCAAUGGGUGUCCAAACCCAGUUGACCCAUACCAGGUUGUGUUCCACCCAGUGUGGUCCAAUUCCAGAGUUCUGUAUCCCCCUCACUUCAAACGGUUUGAAGUCCAUACUUUUGCAUUUGCUGAAGGCCAAGAUGGCAUGAGUAACCAGCUCUUCGUCCACUGCGACGUUGUGAUCUGUGAUGCCAAAAAUCCACUUGGUGGGGUCUGUAAUGGGCAGUGUCCCAACCCAGGAACUGAAAUCAAAGAACAAAGAUGGGAUGUUUCAGAUGUGAAUAACUUUGAACAUGUGUCUGUGGGACCCAUAGACAUGAAUCAAUAA
Cololabis saira (Pacific saury) is the source of this 2724-nucleotide messenger RNA. RefSeq lists its product as uncharacterized. Bases 1 to 2724 code for a protein of 907 amino acids. The transcript has 21 exons. The record is from RefSeq and is a predicted model, not a curated record. Lineage: Eukaryota; Metazoa; Chordata; Actinopteri; Beloniformes; Belonidae.